Molecule: messenger RNA, 1452 nt
Organism: Micromonas commoda
Lineage: Eukaryota; Viridiplantae; Chlorophyta; Mamiellophyceae; Mamiellales; Mamiellaceae
Product: NhaD Na+:H+ antiporter family
Exons: 2
Coding region: 37-1434 (465 amino acids)
Biological process (GO): sodium ion transport; transmembrane transport
Cellular component (GO): membrane
Molecular function (GO): antiporter activity
Source: RefSeq, a predicted model, not a curated record
GAGGAGAAGAAGGCGGAGGACGAAAAGGUGGAGGCCAUGAAGGAAGCCGCGGACCCGAUGGUGUACACCGAGGACGGCAAGAGCGGCAAACGCCCGAUGCACAACAUGACGGGCACGUGGCAGGGCGCGUUAUCGCUGCUGGUGUUCAUCGCGGGGUACACCGCGGCGAUCAUGGAGGAGAGCGUCGGGCACGGGUUCAAGAAGUCGAUCCCGAUCACCUUAGCCGCCGGGAUAAUCUGGGUGCUCGUGGCGCUGGGGUAUAGGGACAAGGGUCACUCGCUGUAUUUCGUCACCACCGCGGCGAGGCACAACCUGACGGAGUUUGUUGAGGUUUUCCUGUUUCUCCUGUGCGCCAUGACGUUCAUCAACACCAUGCACAGGCUCAACGUCUUCAACAAACUCAGGUGGUUCCUGGUUGAGAGCGGGUUCAGUUACCGGAGCUGUUUUUGGAUCACCGGCCUCAUCGCUUUCUGGCUCUCGCCCAUCGCCGACAACCUGACCACGGCGGUGCUCAUGGGCGCGGUGAUCAGCAACCUGGGGCACGGGUACGACGAGUACGUGGCGAUGUGCUGCGUCAACAUCGUCGUCGCCGCAAACGCGGGCGGCGCUUUUUCGCCCUUCGGCGACUUGACCACGCUGAUGGUCUGGCAAAAAGGGAAGGUUCGGCUCGAGGAGUUCCCCGGGCUCUUGGCCCCCGCGGUGGUGAACUGGCUCGUACCCGCGUUCCUGAUGAACAGGCGGAUCAAGGACGCGGUCCCGCCCAGGGUGGAGGGCGAGGUCGCCGUGCAGUUACUCCCCGGCGCGGUCGAGGUCAUCUUACUCUUCGUCGCCACCGUGUUCAUGACGGCGUGCUUCCACUCGUACGCGCACUUACCCCCGGUGCUGGGCAUGAUGACCGGGCUGGGCAUGCUGAAGGUGUACGGGUGGAAAGUUCCCGGCAAGGGGGGAGACGCGUCGCCGGACGGGGACGGGGACGUCCCAACUCGGAGGGACCACGCCCUGGACAUCUUCAAGCGCCUGGAGCAGACCGAGUGGGACACGCUCAUCUUCUUCUACGGCGUCAUCAUGUGCGUCGGCGGCUUGGGCGUCAUGGGCUACCUCUCCGCGCUGUCGACGUUCAUGUACGGCAACUUUGGGCCCAACAUCGCGAACGUGGCGCUGGGGGCGCUAUCCGCGGUCAUCGAUAACAUCCCCAUGACGUACGCCGUGCUGCAGACGGACCCGCUGAUGACCACGACGCAGUGGCUGCUGCUGACGCUGACGGCGGGCGUGGGCGGGUCGCUCCUCGCGGUGGGGUCCGCCGCUGGGGUGGGACUCAUGGGGGUCAACUCGAGGUGCUACACGUUCAGGUCGCACCUUCGGUGGACGCCCGCGGUGGCGCUCGGGUACCUCGCGUCCGUCGUCGUGCACCUCGCGGUGAACGGAUUCGAAUAAUAAACUAUCAUCACGGUG